This is a messenger RNA of Erigeron canadensis, 1365 nucleotides long. RefSeq names its product UDP-glycosyltransferase 74G1-like. The transcript has 2 exons. Lineage: Eukaryota; Viridiplantae; Streptophyta; Magnoliopsida; Asterales; Asteraceae. The record is from RefSeq and is a predicted model, not a curated record. Gene Ontology annotation, molecular function: UDP-glycosyltransferase activity. The coding region runs from base 1 to 1365 and encodes 454 amino acids.
AUGAGUACUUUAUCCCUUAAAGAGCCUCAUGUUUUAGUCAUCUCGUACCCUGCCCAAGGCCAUGUUAACCCAUUGCUCCAGUUCUGCAAACGUUUGGUCUCGAAAGGGAUCAAAACAACAUUUGCAACAACUUUUUCCUUCUCCAAAAGUGUUCAUAUUGACCAUAAUACCCUCAUAACCUUUGAAACAUUCUCUGAUGGGUUUGAUGAUAACGGCCCUGAUCAAUUCGUGCCACCAGAUGUUUACUUUCCAAAGCUUCGAGAAGUGGGCCCGAAGUCAUUAUGUGAUCUUGUUCAAAAACUAGAUGGUCUCGAUGCACUCAUUUAUGAUGGGUUUUUGCCAUGGGCCCUUGAUGUUGCAAAACGAUUUGAGAUAGUCAGAGCUGUCUUCUUCACUCAAACUUGUGCUGUAAAUAGUAUUUACUACAAUGUCAACAGAAAGCUUCUUGAGCUCCCAUUGUCAAAUUCUGUAGUUUCGGUUCCUGGAUUACCACCUCUUGAGAAGUGGGAAACUCCUUCAUUUGUGCACAAAUUCGAGCUAUAUCCUGCUAUUUGUGAUUUAGUUUUGAGCCAAUUUACCAACAUUGACCAGGCAGACUAUGUGUUCUUCAACUCGUUUUACAAACUGGAGGAAGAGGUGGUCGAUGUGAUGGCAAAGUUGUGGCGUGUGAGAACAGUUGGCCCAACUCUUCCAUCAAUGUAUCUUGACAAGCGACUUUUAGAUGAUAAAGACUACAUAGUAAAUCUCUUAAAGCCAAAUCAUAGCGAAUGCAUGAAUUGGCUAAGCAACAAACCAAAAAGAUCAGUUGUUUACUUAUCGUUUGGGAGUUUAAUCCAGCCUGGAGCCAAGCAAAUGAACGAAAUAACACGUGGUUUGAUUGAUGGUGGGUUCAACUUCUUGUGGGUAGUUAAGUCGUCCGAAGAAUUCAAGGUCCCAACAGAGAUAGUCGAUGGAAAGUCAAAUAACGGUUUAGUAGUGACUUGGUGCCCACAAUUAGAAGUGUUGGCGCAUGAGUCAAUAGGAUGUUUUGUUACACAUUGUGGGUUCAACUCGGUCCUUGAAGCGAUUGGGUUGGGUGUGCCGAUGGUAGGAAUGCCUCAAUGGUCUGAUCAAACUACAAACGCUAAAUACGUGGAAGAUGUUUGGGGAGUUGGGGUUCGGGCUAAGCCCAAUGCCAAUGGGCUAGUGAGUAGACAAGUGUUGGAUUCUUGCAUAAGGGAAGUCAUGGAAGGAGAGAAAAGCAUUCGUAUCAAGAAAAACAUGAUUAGAUGGAGUGAUUUGGCGAAAGAAGCUAUUGAGGAAGGCGGAAGUUCAGACAAAAACAUCGAUGAGUUUGUAGAAGAAUUGGGUAAACGGAAAACCUGA